AUGAGCCAAGAGGACAUUCACAGCCUCAGCAUCGACAGCCAUCAGACCGCGCACAGCUUCGACGAGUUGUCGACCGGUAAGCUCAGUUAUGCCAUUGCCAGCUCCAAAGCCACCGGAGGCCUUGGACACUUCCUUUUGAUGGCCAUGAUAGCGCCGCAAGCUUUGUCCACGACGGCCCAGAAACAGGAACAAAUGCAUGGCGGCAGUGCUCUUCGAGCAGUGUUGACACUUUGUGGCGCCAGCAGGCGCGACGCAUCCUUCCAUCCUAACAUUCACGAAAUCUCCCUUUCCUCCAUCAGAACUGUGUCCAAGGCCGACUACGACGCUGGCACCACGGAGAAGCCCGAUUCUCAGGUACGAGCUCGCCACUCUGGGAGAGCAACAAUCAUGAAAAGGUGA
Messenger RNA from Fonsecaea erecta, 399 nucleotides. RefSeq lists its product as hypothetical. Lineage: Eukaryota; Fungi; Ascomycota; Eurotiomycetes; Chaetothyriales; Herpotrichiellaceae. Bases 1 to 399 code for a protein of 132 amino acids. The record is from RefSeq and is a predicted model, not a curated record. The transcript is spliced from 2 exons.